AUGCGGACCAAUGCGGUGUCCCCACUUGUUUGCGGUAUUGUUUUGCUACUGGGUUUUAAUGGCUCUUUAGCGCAGUUGCGAAAUGUAACUUUGCUUGAGUUGGGAAUCGAUGAUUUGGAUUACUUUGAUCCUGAGAUAUACAAUGUGAACGGGACACGUAUAGUUGGGGGCAAAGAAGUGGACAUACGUCAGGUGCCGUGGCAAUGUGCUCUUUAUUAUUAUGGAUAUGCCAUUUGUGGGUGCUCUGUAAUCAGCGCGGAUUGGGUUUUAACGGCUGCCCACUGUGUGGAAGGUGGAGGGAGGUUUUCGGUUCGUGCUGGUUCAUCUUGGAUCAACAGGGGUGGCCAAAUUCGCAGAGCCCGCAGAGUUAUCAUCAGUUCUGGAUAUAAUCCUUACACCUAUAAUCAUGAUAUCGCUAUGAUUCGAACGCGGCGAAGGUUUAGGUUUACCCGCUUUGUACAACCCAUUGCGCUGGCAAAGCGUGGAAGGCGUUUACCCCAAAGGUACUUCGUGAGUGGUUGGGGUACUCUAAGAGAGGGUGGAUCGACGCCAAGACAUUUAAAAGGCGUUACAUUACGAAGAGUAAGUCGUCCCAAAUGCAGAAGAAGAUAUAGGGACGUUGUAUAUAUCACAAAGUACAUGAUUUGUGCAGCUGCCCCUGGAAAGGACGCAUGUCAAGGUGAUUCUGGAGGGCCUAUGGUACGACGAGGAAUACAAUACGGCAUUGUUUCUUUUGGUAUUGGCUGUGCACGGCCCUACUAUCCAGGUGUCUAUACGAAUGUUCGAAGAGUAAACCGAUGGAUAAAGAAAGUUUGUAGACGUUGGGGAGGACAGAAGCCGACAUUCAAGUAG
Stomoxys calcitrans (stable fly) is the source of this 852-nucleotide messenger RNA. Its product is annotated as trypsin alpha-3-like. The transcript has a single exon. Gene Ontology annotation, biological process: proteolysis. Lineage: Eukaryota; Metazoa; Arthropoda; Insecta; Diptera; Muscidae. Bases 1 to 852 code for a protein of 283 amino acids. The record is from RefSeq and is a predicted model, not a curated record. Gene Ontology annotation, molecular function: serine-type endopeptidase activity.